Molecule: messenger RNA, 654 nt
Organism: Hermetia illucens (black soldier fly)
Lineage: Eukaryota; Metazoa; Arthropoda; Insecta; Diptera; Stratiomyidae
Exons: 3
Coding region: 155-592 (145 amino acids)
Source: RefSeq, a predicted model, not a curated record
UUUAGUGAUUGCACUGACAACUUGCGGUUGACAUGAAAUUCGUUGACUCCAAUAAAUUCUAAAUGGGCAUGUUUUUGCAAAAAUUCCUCGCAAUCCCUCCUAAAUUUACAAGUAAAGUUCUGUAAAAAAUCCUUAAUUCGCAUCUGAAGACGAUAUGAGGCCACACCAGAUUGCCUUACAUAGGAAGAAGGUGUGGAAGAAGAUGUCUUCAUUCGACAGAUGCCUCUACUAUGUCAAGCCGUUUCUAAUCCACUUUGGUGAAGUCUGGAUGCAACCACUCCCAUUUCCAACCCUCUUCAAAAUUGUCUACUCCGUCUUCCUGCUGGCCGUCACCUGUUUGCCGCUGAUCUAUCCAUCGUUUAUUUUAAUACUUUAUUGGGGAAUUUUUCAAUAUCUGAUGGAAAGACACACGGCAGUAAAGCUUCCAAAAAAGGUGGACCUAAUUGGAACAGUGACCGAAAUUUUCACCACUGAACCCGAGGGAAUUUACAAGCUGGGCGUGAAAUUCCAUUUCGAUCGAGUUAUCGUUUUAAGCUCAUCAUUUAUCUCAGCCAUUGAUUACAUACGAAUUGUAAUGAAUGUUUUAAAUUAGCGCAAUUCCAAUUUAUGCAAAACAUUUAAAGUGCUGACAAUAUGUGAUAAUGAAAGUUCACU